Pongo pygmaeus (Bornean orangutan) is the source of this 1129-nucleotide messenger RNA. It is a transcript of the gene PRR20G, whose product is annotated as proline rich 20G. NCBI's taxonomy places the organism in Eukaryota, Metazoa, Chordata, Mammalia, Primates, Hominidae. The transcript is spliced from 3 exons. The record is from RefSeq and is a predicted model, not a curated record. Bases 176 to 805 code for a protein of 209 amino acids.
AGUCAGCUUUCUGCCGGGCUCAGAGUUAGGACCGCUGGGUGCUCCCUCCUGCCUGCCUGGUAGGGGGCGCAUUUGAGGGCGACGUCGGAGCCAUAGCCGUGAUCCCGUGGACACCUCCAGCUCCUCAGGCCUCUCCUCAUAGAAGAGAGCUAGCUGCAGGCAGAUCAGAUUCCUCAUGGAGGAACCAAGGCGCUCGAAACGACUUCGCUCCAUGGCCCCAAAUCAAGCUUCAGGUGGGCCUCCUACAGAGCCAGGCUGCUCUGGUGUGGACCGUGAAGACCCUGUAGACCCAGUCCAACCGGCAAAACCCACUGCUUAUGUGAAACCCAUGAGAUGGGAGCCCCAAGCUCGCGCAGAGCCAGCUCCUCCUGCAGGAAGACGCCAGCGCAGGGGAGGAAGCUGGCGGGCAGGUCGAGGCCGUGGCAGUAGGGCUGGGCUUCUCAGGGUCCCGGGCCAGAGAGCCGGGCCAGGCAUGUACCUCCAUCUGAAUUACCAUGGAGAGCCAGGCCACCAGGGGGGACCGGAAGCCGGGCAGACCCCAGCCUUCUCUUUCACUGAAGCAGCUCCUAUGCCUGGAAUUGUGCCGGAAGGCCCCGGCCCCCAUGCAGCCCAGCCUGAGGUGGGGUUUCAGGAGCCACCUCCUGCUCCUGGGCCUGUGGCUGUGGCCAGGCAGCCCAUGUUGGCCCUCUAUCCCUGCCUCGGGUUCAGGCCUCUGGGUGACUCAACUAUUUUGCACAUUGUGCAGACCUCUAGUGGCACCUCCGUGUACAGGGUCCCAGUGUUCCUUGCCCACAUUGCACACUAACCUCUGUCACCCAUAUUGCUGCCAGCCUCCUUUUCUUCCACCUGGUCUUUCCCCCUAUCCCCAAACUCUAGCCCCAUUUCUGCUCCAUUCCUCCCUGCCCAUUCCAGUCAGAGCCCUUACUUUGUGUUGUCAUGAGCCUCCAAGUCCUCCUCCCAGGAUCCUGACAGUAGUCCAUCUGCUUCCAAUGCCCCUCUUGCCUCUGCUUUGUAUGUUCUGUCAAAGAUACACAUGCAUGGAGUUCCUCAAUGCUUAUUCAAAUAAACCAGCAGCUCUCUGAGUCCUUUUAAUGUGCUUAUAUUAAAAGCCAAUUAAAGAUACUUGGGA